AAAAUGAAACUAGCGAGACGGUGGCACCUGCGGAGGAGAAGCAGAGGGGAUUACUGCCUGGUUAAGCUACAAGAAAGCAAUGUAUAACACAGUCUGGACGACCAAAAAAGCCGCCGAGGAAGGAGACUGGAGGGACGUGAUGAUGCCCUACUCCACAGAGCUGAUAUUUUAUCUGGAAAUGGACCAACCGCCAGCCCUUCCUCCAAAGCCAACCAAGCCUCAGCAGCCCUCCUCGGUCGCAAUGGCAGGGGGCAGCAGCAAUGUCGCCAAGGAUGGAGGAGCAGGAGGCUCCUUACAAGAGGCCGAAUGGUACUGGGGUGACAUAUCCAGGGAGGAGGUGAAUGAUAAGCUCAGAGACAUGCCUGAUGGGACUUUCCUGGUUCGGGACGCGUCUACUAAGAUGCAAGGCGACUACACGCUAACGCUAAGGAAAGGGGGCAAUAACAAGCUGAUAAAGAUCUACCACAGAGAUGGGAAGUACGGCUUCUCUGACCCCCUGACUUUCAGCUCAGUGGUGGAGCUCAUCAGCCAUUACAGACAUGAGUCACUGGCUCAGUACAACACCAAGCUGGAUGUCAAGCUCAUGUACCCCAUCUCCCGCUUCCAGCAGGACCAGCUGGUGAAGGAGGACAACAUCGAUGCAGUGGGGAAGAAGUUGCAGGAAUACCACAAUCAGUACCAGGAGAAAAGCAAAGAAUAUGACAGACUGUAUGAAGAGUACACCAAGACAUCACAGGAGAUCCAGAUGAAGCGAACCGCUAUUGAAGCCUUCAAUGAAACCAUCAAGAUUUUCGAGGAGCAAUGCCACACGCAGGAGCGCUACAGCAAGGACUACAUUGAGCGUUUUAGGCGUGAGAGCAAUGAUAAAGAGAUUGAGCGCAUCAUGAUGAACUAUGAAAAGCUUAAAUCUCGCCUCGGAGAGAUCCACGACAGCAAGGUGCGGCUGGAGCAGGACCUAAAGACGCAAGCCAUGGACAACCGGGAGACAGACAAAAAGAUGAACAGCCUAAAGCCUGAUCUCAUACAGCUCCGCAAAAUCAGGGAUCAGUAUCUAGUCUGGCUCAAUCAUAAAGGAGUUCGCCAGAAACGAAUUAAUGAUUGGCUGGGAAUCAAGAAUGAGAACACAGACGAAGGUUACUUUGUGAGUGAGGAAGAUGAGAACUUGCCUCACUAUGAUGAGAAGAACUGGUUUGUGGGGGAUCUGAACAGGACACAGGCAGAGGAGCUGCUCCUGGGGAAGCCAGAUGGAGCUUUUCUUAUCCGAGAAAGCAGCAAAAAAGGGUGCUAUGCCUGCUCUGUAGUUGUGGAAGGGGAGGUGAAGCACUGUGUCAUCUACAGUACACCACGUGGCUUUGGCUUUGCUGAGCCAUACAACCUCUACAGCAGCCUGAAGGACCUGGUGCUCCACUACCACCAGACCUCCCUGGUGCAGCACAAUGACUCACUCAAUGUGCGCCUAGCCUACCCUGUCUACGCACAGAUGCCCUCUGGACGAAGAUGAACCCCAACCAACGAUGCUAAACAACUACCCCCAGAAGGACGACACAUUUUACCGUCUUCAGGAUAAAGGAGAAAAGGGAGUGUUAUGAAGCGUGGUGGUGGUGGUGGUGGUGGUGGUAUUGGUUGAAUUACAAAACAACCCUGUAUCCAGACCUGAUGAACAUCGAUACAAUUUUAACAUUUGCUGCAACACACACAUCAGCCACCUUGGAGUUAUAUAUUUUUACAAGAACAAUUUUGGAGGGCAUUCUUUCUAAAGACUGCUUGAUUUGCACAAGGAAGUUUUAAAUGUUUGUGAAUGUGAAAACAAAAGUGACCGAAGGAAGGAAAUGAAGUAGGAGACGUCAGAGUUUCAGGUUGAUCCCGCUGCUACCUAAACUCCAGCUCAGACUUUAUACCAGAAACUCAAAACUACAAGAAUGACAACAAAACAUUCCCAUCAGACUUUUUCUUUGUUCCCAUCAUUUUUCCUCCCUUUUCUUUUCAUCAGAUGGUGUAACUUUGAAAUAUAUUUUUGGAGAUUUUUUUUAAGAGGUUUCCUUUUGUUUUCACUUACUUUGAAAUGAUGUCAAGAGUCUGUUCUCUGUCCCUCUCCAUACAAAAAGAUAAAACGAUGUAGCAUAAAAGACAAAGCAUUAGGUGUUCCUUUAUAGAGAGAGUAGACUGCUGCUGCUGAGGGAUUUGGGGGGAGGGGGGUGCACAAGUGACACAGAAGGUUUUUGUUUUUUUUUAGUCUCAAAGACUAAAGCCUUGCUUGUAUAAACUAAGUGUUUUGUUUUUAUUAUUGUUUUUUAACAUUGCUUUUUAUUAUAGUCCUGUGAAAAACUAUUUGUACCACCCUUUUUUUUUCUUUUUUUCGGGGGGGGGGGGCAUGUCACACUUAAAUGUUUCAGAUUAUCAAACAAAAAUUACUAAAUAUCCAAGUAAGUGCAAAAUGUAGUUGUUAAAAUAAGUUAAUUUAUUAAAGGAAAAAAAUAUUCAAACCUACAUGUCUCUAUGUUCAAAAAAAAAAAUAAAAAAAAAUUGCCCUCCACCCUUGCUAAUUCAUGAGUUUACUGCCAGAUAUGGAAGUUUGUGAAUUAAAGUGAAUUAGAAAAAAAAAAAAAAAGCAAGACAUCAUGCUACGAUCUAAAGGAACUUGAACAGAUGAAAAACAAAGUCACUGACGUCUGUCUGUCUGGAAAGGGUUACAAAGACAUUUCUAAGGGAAUCCAGCGAACCAUGGUGAAAGGUUGGAAUAGUGAACCUCAUGAGUAGCCAUCCUGCCAAAAUUACUCCAAAAGCACAUCAACGACUUAGUCAGGGGUUCUUAAAAGAACUGCAUGUAAAGUACUACAGACGUCACUUGCUUCAGUUCAGGUCAGCAUGUAUGAUUCACUAAUAAAACAGGGCAAAAAUGGCAUCUAUGGGCAUGUUCCAGGCCAGGAAGGUUUGAAUAACUGCUUUUUUUUUCCUUGAACAUUGAAGUAUUUUAGAACCUGCAUUUUGCAUGUUCUAAGACACCCAUUAGUCUAAGAUUAAAACUUGCAGGCUCUGAAACAUGAAAGCGUGACAAAUGUGUUUUUGGAAAAAAAAAUCAGGAAUGGGAAGAAUACUUUUUCACACCACAGUAUGUGUAAAUGGCAACAAAUCACAACCAGAGACCAAAGUUGGUGUGAAGGGGGAGGAUAAAGCAUCUGUUGGGUUUUUCUUUCUUUCUUUAAUUUUCCCAUCUUUGGUGAAUGCAAAUGGGUGAAGAUAAGCAAUGAUGUGUUUAAGGCCACACAUAAAAAUGAGUUUCAGGCCGUGUGCUUUAGCGACAAAUAGACUUUUUUUUUUUUUUUUUUAUAAACCAAAGGGUACAUGAACCCCACAACCUUCAGAGCACUUAAACAAGCUCCAUUUGUAAUCUCAGCGCUAACAAAGUUUUGGCUUUGUACACCAAAGGGGAUGAGUCAAAGGAGGUGUAAUUAGCAGCUAAAGCUACAUGGCAUCUUUUGGCUAAUUUCUAAACCCCCAAUUUUUUUUUCUUCUCCUGAGACAAACUGAUAGCUGAAAUAAAUGGAAACAUUUUUGCUUAGUUUUCUCCAAGCUCUUUCUUUUUUUCAUGCUUCAGUGUAAAGGUAAAGCAUAAUCAGCCGGCCUAGCUGCUUACAAACUGUGAUAAUGGUGACACUAAAUCCACAGCACAUUAGUGUGAAUUUACCCUAUGCAAAAAUGAUUUCAUUUGCAUUACCUGUGAUAAAUUUGUGCCAAUUUGCUUCUUUGAUAUUAUCUUUCUAUAUAAUUGGGACGUGAAAAUUUCACUUUGAAUUUGGUCUGAAGACAGCAUAAGGCACAUUAAGGUUAACUGGUAAAGGGUUCCUUUCCCAGCCUUUGAAAGGCUAAGCUUGGUGAAAAAUGUUGCCAUAAAAGCUGAAACCCAUUUUAUGUGUGGUUUAAACAAAGAAAAGAGCUAAUGCAAUGUGACUGUAGGCUGAAAAACUGGGGUGUUUUUGUUUGAACGCCUUCAGAAAAAAAAUAUAUAAGCUUUUACUAAAUGUUUAUGUAUAAAGAGCACAGGCACACAAAGUCCUGUCCUGAGCUGAAGAUACAGGCUUUAGAAGAAAAUCUGAAAACUUGAAAGAACGUGCAAUCUAGCUUUGUGUUUAAUGUAGUUCAGCAGUUAGUGUGAGAUGCACUAAAGUUGGAGAUAAUCACAGUUAAGCUGCUGGAGUGAAAUUCCCUUUCUGUCUGAUUGCUGAUAGUGUUUGGCUUUUAUUUAAACCCAAAACAACAUGCUCUGUGCAUGACUUUCUAACCAGUGGAUCCACUUUCUGUCAAUGACUUGAUAAAAAGAAAAAUAUCUUCAAACACUGAGGAGAGCUACAAUACACGACCAAGUUAGAUUCUAUUCCCCCAGAAAAUGAAUACACAGCACAGUAAAGCAUCUUCUCAUAGUGAUCAAGUUGACUUAUCACUGCCUGACUGAUAAUAUGGAGCUUUUAAAAGGUCGUAAUGGAAAUCAAAGCAGAGGUGUGAUUCUCAAUUCACUCUAAUCUUAAAACUAAUCACACUGGUUAGGCAUUAGCUUCUUUUUUUUUUUUAAACUGGAAAGGGCAUCUCAUAAAAAAAAAAGAAAAGGUUACAAAGUUAGACAAAGCACCCCUCUCUCUUAUUGUCAUCUUUAAGAUUUUCCCAGUUUGAUAAGCUUGGCCACAAACACACAGAGAGACCAAGAAAAGUGUCCCAUUUUAGAAAGAGUGCUAUUGUUUGGAAAGUGCAAAGGAAUUGUGAUGAAAUCAUAGAGCCUUGUUUGUGCCCACUGUGUGUUUAUCUCCAGCCAUCUCUGUCUUCUUCAAACUAUUGGAGUCUGCUCACUGUUAUCUACCAUAACCCUCCCUCCAUUACAGCCCACUAGUCUGCUGACAAUAGGUAGAUGAACUGGGAGAAGUGAGGUUUGUGGAGCUGAAAGCCAUGGGUAGUGAAAGUUUCUCUUUCUUCUUUUUAAAACUACAGAAUGAAUUGUUUCAAAUUUUUAAGUGUGGCAGUAUUCAAUCUAAAUGUUCUAAGGCUUAUCAAGAAGGUGUAAACCUGCUUCAGUAAAUCUCUUAAGACUGAAAGUCUGUUUAGUUUCCACACAAAUUCACAAGUAGUCAUAAUGGAAUAAAAUGGAAGUGUAUAUAGAAAUCACUUCUCACUGCUCAAAAGUUACACAAAAGCAAACUGGCUCAACUGCUAAAUUGUAUGUCAUGUCUGACAGACCACUUCAAAAAAUUGGUGCCAAAUUUACUUGAUCUAUCAGCCCAAGUUUUUCAGUUCAGCUAAGAAUAGCAGCCAUAAGUAGAAACCCAACGUAACUUUUGCAGCAUGAAGAAUUUGGGGAGAUUAGCUGUGUCCUGUUUCAGGGGCUUUUUGUAAUAUACAAGUUUUAAGACACUGCUGCAGUGGGAAGGAGUUUCUCAGGCUUAUAUGUGCGUUUCUGUAGAUCUUUGGAUUGUUGGGCUUCCAGUUCUAUUGCAAACUAUGUAUUUUGCAGUUUUGCAAUUGUAUAAAUUUAAUGAGAUUUUAGAUUUAUUUUUUUUUUUUUUUUUGCAUCUUAUUGUUUUAGUUUGGUAUCAAUGUUUUUGUUUACUGUCCGUAAGUAUCUAAUCUUAUUAUGGCCAUAUUGUGAGAAUUUACAAUUACACUGUGGUGAAUCUUCUGCAAAUGCUUUUUUGCAGAGGUGCAGGUUUAGCCUUCCCUUUUUCAAAUCAGCCUCUGAACUGGACACGGCCUCAGAGCUUUGCUUUCUUGGAUUAAGUCACAGGUUAUCUUUGCUUUUUACAUGGUGGUUGUCAGUGUAAUCUUGAAUGUACAGCGAGGUUGGUCCAGUGUGUUUUCAUUUGUUUUCUUAAUCCGAAGCACCUCAGUCACGUUCAUCUAAAAUCAACACAUACUAUUGCUAACUCUCAAGGUGCUAUCGGGAAUGCAGGCACAUUUGAUUCGACAGACUUUUUCUAUCAUAGUUUCUGGUCAUUAACCCUCAGGUCUUUUUUCCAAGUUUACCGUAGAAGCUACCACACAACAAAGCCAGCGUUUUGAGGGGAAAAAAUCAGGUUAAAUCAGGGUUCUUGUGCAUGGAUACUUCAGUCACUCAUCAAUUAAUGUAGGCCCAUGACUUUGACUUUUUAAAUGUCCCACCUUUAACAGUCUUGUACAUCAUCGGUUCCCAUAAUUAGAUGCAGCAUCAUCACCAAAUGGAUGUCAUGGUCUUUCUUUCCCCUCAGUCAACAUACGGUCUAGGUUUUUGUUUGUUUAGGUUUUUUCCCUGUUACCAGACUUUUGUGUUUUGCAUAGGGAACUCAAACAUCCCUAAGUCUAUUACUUGAACUGUAUUGCAUUGCUCACUGUUGAAUGUCUUUAUAUAAAAUGAUACAUUUAUUAAAGAAAAAAUUUAAAAAGCAAA
Oreochromis aureus is the source of this 6406-nucleotide messenger RNA. Its product is annotated as phosphatidylinositol 3-kinase regulatory subunit gamma-like. NCBI's taxonomy places the organism in Eukaryota, Metazoa, Chordata, Actinopteri, Cichliformes, Cichlidae. Gene Ontology annotation, cellular component: phosphatidylinositol 3-kinase complex. Bases 80 to 1501 code for a protein of 473 amino acids. The record is from RefSeq and is a predicted model, not a curated record. The transcript has 10 exons. Gene Ontology annotation, biological process: phosphatidylinositol phosphate biosynthetic process; insulin receptor signaling pathway. Gene Ontology annotation, molecular function: 1-phosphatidylinositol-3-kinase regulator activity.